Messenger RNA from Salvia hispanica, 1517 nucleotides. RefSeq names its product polygalacturonase-like. The record is from RefSeq and is a predicted model, not a curated record. Gene Ontology annotation, molecular function: polygalacturonase activity. Gene Ontology annotation, biological process: carbohydrate metabolic process. Lineage: Eukaryota; Viridiplantae; Streptophyta; Magnoliopsida; Lamiales; Lamiaceae.
AUGGGAGUUCAAAAGUAUAUCUUUUCAUACUUAUUGGUAGCAUUUUCUUUGAGCUUGACCUCCACCUCCGGCCUCAGCAAUGGCGCCCAUUUGCCUAGUAAUGCCUACCAGCAAGAAUCGGGCUAUGAUUUGAGCGCCUUUCCUUCGUAUGCUGGGCUCCACUCUGAGAACGAUUCGUACAAGACUUACAUGAAGAGUAGGAGAUCACUUUCUGCAGCAUCGGUUCAAACAGUAGUUAAUGUGCUUGAUAUUGGGGCUAAAGGUGAUGGAGCUACUGAUGAUACCAAGGCAUUUGAGACAGCAUGGGCUAAAGCAUGUUCAUCUUCAGCAGAAGUCAAUUUUGUUGUGCCAAAAAACAGAAAUUUUCUUGUGAAACAAAUUAAGUUUUCAGGGCCUUGCAAAUCUGGCAUAACAGUGCAGAUUGGUGGAGCUAUAAUAGCAUCCAAUGAUCGUUCAGACUACAGCAAAGAUAGGAGGCAUUGGAUUGUUUUCCAUGGUGUACAAAAUCUAGUGGUUUCAGGUGGUGGAGUAGUAAAUGGCAAUGGCAAAAUCUGGUGGCAAAAUUCUUGCAAAACAAAUAAAGCCAAUCCAUGCACCGUUGCUCCAACGGCCUUGACCUUCUACCAGUGCACAAAUUUGGUAGUGAAUAACCUAAACAUAGAAAAUUCCCAACAAAUUCAUUUGUCAUUUGAGAAGUGUAAAAAUGUUCAAGUUUCCAACCUUGUGGUGACGGCUCCUGGAAACAGCCCCAACACCGAUGGAAUCCACGUCACCGACACCCAAAACAUCAAAAUCUCUUCCACCACCAUCGCCACAGGUGAUGACUGCAUCUCGAUUGUAAGUGGAGCACAGAAGGUUUUGGCGACCGGUAUAACUUGUGGACCUGGCCAUGGAAUCAGUAUUGGAAGCUUAGGUGCUGGAAAUUCAGAAGCUGACGUAUCCGACAUUGUGAUCAAUGGAGCUAAGCUUUCUGGAACAACUAAUGGGGUCAGGAUCAAGACAUGGCAGGGUGGAUCUGGUAGAGCAAGCAACAUCAAAUUUCAGAACAUAGAGAUGGAAAAUGUGGAGAAUCCAAUAAUCAUAGACCAACACUAUUGUGAUCAAGACAAACCUUGUAAAGAAGAGAGCUCAGCAGUGCAAGUGGAGAACAUUCUAUAUCAGAACAUCAAAGGGACAAGUGCCUCCAAGGUGGCGAUCGCUUUCGACUGCAGCAAGAGCCAUCCGUGUGAGGGAAUUGUUAUGCAGAAUGUCAAGUUGCAAGGUGAAAGCACCGCGAAUUCCAAGGCUGUUUGCAACAAUGUCAAGUUCUUGAGUCCACCAACCUUUUCACCCAAUUGCGCUAAUUAACUCUUCACCUAAUUGCUUUAUUUUAUUACAGUACAUUUUAUGCAUGCUAGCUGUGACUAAAUGUGUGUUUUAGUUGGCAAACCUUAAUUUUAGUGUUUCAUGUACUUUGUAUAAAGAAUUCAUGUACUUGUAUAAAGAUAUAUACUUCAUCAAUAAAGAUCGAUCGAUGU